AUGGGGCUGUCCUCCUUUGCUGUGCUGGAGAAGGCGCGCGAGCAGCUCCAGUUGCAAGGGGCGAGGGGGAUCGAGGGCAUAUCCCGUGCCUACCGGCUGUGUGAUGGGUCGGGUUACAUAGCCUAUGAUGCAUUCCAGGAUGCCGCCCGUUUUAUGGGCCUUGACCUACAAAACGAGGAGAUCAAUUCUCUGUGGGAGAAGUACGGCAGUGACCAGGGCAUGAACUUCGUGGCGUUCCUCGAGGGCAUCAGAGGAAAGCUGAGCGAUAAAAGGAUGGAACUGGUGGAGGCCGCCUUCAACACGCUCGACGCCGAUCGGCAGGGGUACCUCAGCGUGGACGCCAUCAAAGCUGCUUACGACUCCAGGUGUCACCCUGCGGUCAUGGAGAAGAAGCUGACGGAGGAUGAGGCUCUCGUCGGCUUCUUGGCGACGUCAUUUGCGUCGUUGGACAGCGUCAGCUUGUUGGACUUCAUCGAGUACUACUCGCUGCUCAGCUUCGGCAUCAAGAGCGACGACUACUUCGAGCUGCUCAUCAUGAAGGCCUGGAACGUCAGCCCCGACGGCUUUGACGUCAGCAGCGUCGAGAUCAAGGUCAAGCUGGUGGUGUACAAGAACCGCAUCCGGCUGCGCGAGUUCUUCGUGGACUACGACAAGCUGCGCACGGGGUACGUCACCGAGGGCCAGUUCAUGAGCGGCCUCACGAGCGCCGGGCUCAAGCUGAGUGCCCGGGAGAUGAAGGCGCUCGCGGACAAGUACAAGGACCCGGAAAACCCGCAGCAGAAGGUGCACUACAGGGCGUUCUGCGACGAGAUGGACCGGGUGUUCACCGAGAAGGAGCUCGAAAAGACCCCCCUCAAAGAGGUCCCGGCCACUCCGGGGAUCCCCGGGCUGCUGCCGGAUAGAUACUCGCACGGCGUCCGAUACCUGGGCAUCGAGAAGGAGCAGCGGCUGGAGCAGCUGAUGCGGAAGCUGCGGCAAAUGUGCGAGAACAAGCGCAUCCUCGUCAAGCCGUUCUUCGACGACGCCGCCCGCAAUCGCAACAGCACAAAGCGCGUGGGCCACGUGACGGGCAACCAGUUCAAGCAGGCGCUCAACAGCAAGAUCAACCUGCGGCUGCGCGAGGAUGAGCUGGACCUGCUGCUGGAGAAGUACGAUGAUAACAUGGACGGCAUGGUUAACUACGUCGCGUUCGCUGCGGAAGUGGACCCCCCUGCGGGCGGCGCCACAAACUAG
Molecule: messenger RNA, 1233 nt
Organism: Klebsormidium nitens
Lineage: Eukaryota; Viridiplantae; Streptophyta; Klebsormidiophyceae; Klebsormidiales; Klebsormidiaceae
Source: the annotation of a GenBank genome assembly